Molecule: messenger RNA, 780 nt
Organism: Oikopleura dioica
Lineage: Eukaryota; Metazoa; Chordata; Appendicularia; Copelata; Oikopleuridae
Source: the annotation of a GenBank genome assembly
AUGUCGCCUUUUAAUGAGGAAAAUAACAACUCGUCAAGUAUCACGCCCACAAUGACUCCCGCGCCUUCUUCUGUGUCCGACUUUGAUCGUGAAGCAGGAGACGAAACGCUUUUCGAUCUUGGCGCUCAGAAAAAAGUUACUCGUGCGCAAUUUCGUCAAAUGGCCCUUGGCGUUGGUUACACUCCCGCGCGAUCUUGCCCAACCACCCGGGAAAUCUGCUACAUUGCGAUGGGCGUCGGCCUCGGUUUGUUCCUAGUCCUCCUGGUGACGUGGCUCUUUCCGUUUUUUACUGGCCGACGAUGCAUCGCAAACAGCGUCAACGUUGAGGAAGCCGAGUCCCGAUUCAAUCAUGUUCAAAGCCCUCAACUCCCCACCGUUCGCACCCGCCGACGACGCUCUCUCGAAACGCUCGACGACGACGAGUCCGACGAUUUCGAUGUGUUGAUGCGGGAAGUCGAAGAGCUCCGAACUGCAGCCCGCGAAAAUGUUUCAACAACAAGGGACCGCCUUUUGGAGGUCCUUUCGCGCCAAGACCCACCGACGUAUGCGGAAACUCUUCGUGGCAGCGGCGAUGGGCGCGAAGAGAACGAGACCUUGUUCAUGACCGCCCGAGAAUAUGCAACCUCGUCGACCGAAACCCUCGUUCCCGCCACGACCGCUCAGCCCGUAGCUGACACUACAAUGACGAUGUCGGAGCUUGAGCGAGGCAGCGGCGAAGGCGGAUCUGGUGAGACAAACGAACGGGCUGCCGGUGAUGGUGCGGCUGUCGACAUUCUCUAA